AUGGGAGGAGGAAUGGCGGAGGUAUUGCGCGGGCGGUGGUGGGAGGAUCAAGCGAUGUUUGGAUACAAGCGGGAGAGAGCGCAUGUGCCUCUACACUCUCAUGCAACUGUCGACGACGCCCUUCGCUUCUGGUACCACCGUGACAGAGCAGCCACGUUUGAAGCAGCAGAUGCUGCCACCUGGGCGCCUGGAGCUGGCGCUGACGUGGCGGCAGUACGGAGCGCCAGGUGGUGGGUCCACGGUCUGCCACGUGUCGCCUCUCUGAGCGGCUCCUGGCGGUUCCGGCUGUUCCCGAGGCCUGAGGAAGUUCCUGAGGGUUUUUUUGCGCCUGGAUUCAAUGACUCUGAUUGGUCGACGCAUCCAGUUCCAUCCCACUGGCAGCUGCAGCUUCAGCAGAAGAAGCAGCAAAAACAGCAGCAGCAAGCAGCCGAAACAGGAAGAGACGAAACAGCACAAGCAUCAUCAUCAUCAUCAUCGUCAUCAGCAGCAGCAGCAGCACCAGCAUCAGCAAAGGAGUCAACAGUGUUUUCACCACGCACACCAUCUGCAACACCAUCAGCAGCAUCAGCGGUGUCAGCAGCAGCAGCAGCAGUGUGGGAAUCAGAGGAGGUGCAGGACACGCCCAUCUACACCAACAUCCAGUACCCCUUCCCCAUCCAGCCGCCCUUCGUCCCCACAGACAACCCCACUGCCUGCUACCGCCGCCGCUUCUCCCUCCCCGCCUCCUGGUCAGGCCAGCACAUCACGCUGUGCUUCGAGGGUGUAGACUCCGCCAUCCACGUGUGGCUGAACGGGCACUAUGUGGGAUACAGCCAGGACAGCCGCCUGCCUGCCGAGUUCAACGUCACACCCUAUUUCUGCAACGGUGAAGGUGCGAUGCUAGCUAUGCAUGGUGCUUGCUGCAUGGUGCAUGGUAUGCGAUUGUUUGCGGUUGUAUGUGGUCGUACAUGGUUGUAUGCAGACUUGGAGGUGAAGACUGAGGUGCCUGACGACCUGCAGUCUGCAACAGUGAAGCUAGAGGUCCUGCUGGAGGGCUGGCCCUGCUGCGACAUCCAAUCUCUUCUCGACAGCUGUCACGUCGAGGCCUACCUCUUCGAUGCGUGGCGCUCUUCCCCGCCGCCGCCAGAUCAGCACCCCCUCUCGCCCUCCUCCUCCUCCUCCCCCUCCUCCGACCCCCCCUCCUUCCUCUCCUCCUCCCUCUCCUCGUUCCCCAUGUCCCCUACCUCCCGCCCCCCUAAAGACCCUGAAAUGGAUGACUUAGAAGCGCUGAGGCUCCCUGAAGCAGCGGUUUUCCAGGCUGUGGGGUUGGGAGCGGGCGAUAAGAGAGUGGAAGGGGUGGGAGUGGGAGGAGGAGGGGGAGAGGGGAGUGGAGGAUGGAAGGAUGAUCAGGUGGUGGUGAUUGGGAACACAAUGCGAGUGCGGAUGGAGGCGCAGGUGGAUAAGGACAAACUUGUGUUGUGGUCUCCUGAUCAGCCGCACCUGUACACGCUGGUGGUGACGCUGGCAGAUGCCUCAGGGCGGCCACAGCAGGUGGAAGCAGCGAGGGUGGGGGUGAGGCGGGUGGAGGUGCGGGGGAGAGAGCUGCUGGUGAAUGGGAGGGCUGUGGUGGUGAAAGGAGUGAACCGGCACGAACACCACCCGCAGACUGGGAAGGUCAACAUCGAGGAGUGCAUGGUCAAGGACUUAUCCUACUCGCUGUCCUCUUCUCAUUCCCUCCCUCCCUGCUCCCUCUCUCUUGCCUGCAUUCUCCCUCCUUCCCCCUCUGUCCUCCUUACACAGGAUGUAGUGGAGAUGAAGAGGCACAACGUGAACGCAGUGCGAUGCAGCCACUACCCCAAUCAUCCUCGCUGGUACGAGCUCACGGACUUGUUUGGUCUUCUCAUGAUAGACGAGGCCAACAUAGAGACGCACGGGUUCGAUCCAGACAACCACCUCAACAGGAAGAGGCGGCAGCCGGCCGAGGACCCCGAGUGGGCGGCAGCGAUGGGCGUGCGGGUGAUGCGCAUGUGCGAGCGCGACAAGAACCAUGCGAGCGUGGUGGUGUGGUCGCUGGGGAACGAGGCCGGCUAUGGGGCGACGCAUGAUGCCAUGGCAGCGUGGUUGCGUCACCGGGACCCCUCUCGCCCCAUACACUACGAGGGGGGUGGCUCGCGCACCACUGCCACGGACCUAGUGUGCCCCAUGUACAUGCGCGUGCCUGACAUCAAGGCCAUUGCUCAAGACCCUAAGGAGACCCGCCCUCUCAUCCUCUGCGAGUACGCCCAUGCCAUGGGCAACAGCAGUGGCAACCUGGACGCGUACUGGGACGCCAUCGAGUCAACCCACGGGCUACAGGGAGGCUUCAUCUGGGACUGGGUGGAUCAGGGGCUAUGGAAGGACAUGGCACCACGCAGCAGCACGCAGACCAACAAAACUACUACCAGCGGAACCAGCAAUGGCAUCAGUGCGACUGCUACAGCAAGUCCUGACAGUGAUACUAAUGCCAAAGGUUCUGCAGAAUCACCUAGAGAUCCUCCUUCUGUUGCUGCGGAGGAAAUGGCAAGUGCGGCACCGGCUUUUGAGGCGCCUCAGAAGAACGCUGCAGAAUCACCUAGUGAUACUCCUCCUGUUGGUGCUGCGGAGGAAAUGGCAAGUGGGGCACCAGUCGAAGCUGGGGUACCAGAUGCAGCGCCACAAGCAGCUGAGUCAGCACCUGAGUCAGCACCUGAGUCAGCACCUGAGUCAACACCUGAGUCAGCACCUGAGCCAGCACCUGAGUUCUGGGCGUAUGGUGGCGACUUUGGGGACACACCUAACGAUCUCAACUUCUGCAUCAAUGGGCUCGUGUGGCCCGACAGGACUCCCCACCCCGCCAUGCGUGAGCUGGCCCACGUGUAUCGCUACUUUGGCUUCAAGUGGACGGAGCAGGGUGACGUUGAGGUCUUCAACAAGAGUUUCUACCAGCCCUCCUCGACCUUCUCCUUCUCCUUCUCUCUCUUCUCCCUCCCUCUUCCCCCGCAAUCCACCACCACCCUUCCCCCCUCUCCUCCCACUCCCAUCCUCUCCUGCCCACUCGCCAUUCCCACCAUCCUGCCACGUCAGCGCCAUGUCAUCCCCAGCCCCAUCCCUGCUGACCUGGACUGGGCAGCGCAUGAUGUCAGCGCUGAUUCAGAGCUCUUUGCACUGUUCACUGCUACAGUGAACGAGAGAACACGGUGGUGCGCUCCCGGGCAGGUUGUCGCAUCUGUUCAGCUGCCCUUCAAGCUGCCCGAACAAGCUAUCACCUCAACCAUUUCCAAGCCUUCCACCAAGCCUGCAACUUCCGAACCUGCGCUCUCCGAGCCUCCUCGACCUGUCCGCCAAUCGUCUGUUCUUGUCACAUCCAGUGAUGGCUCAUUCGCAAUCACUGUUCAUGUCAAGACCGGUGGUGCACUUUCCUGGAAGGUCAACGGUUCAGAUGUGCUUCUCCCACCAUUGCCUGCUGCACCGUACCUUGCCCUGUGGCGGGCACCCACGGACAAUGACAAGGGAGGCGGCGCCGCCAGCUAUGCCGCCAGGUGGAAGUCCGCAGGGCUCAGCAGCCUUGCUGCUGCUGAUGCUGGGGGGGUGAUUUUCCUGCAGGGAGAUGCGACUGUGGUGCACGAGGGGAGGGGAGAAGGAGAGGGGAAGGACGACGAGAAGAGGGGUGAAGAGGGGGAGGGAAAAGAUGGGCAGCAAGGAGAGGGUGGCGAGGAACCUUUGAAAAUUUCGAUUGGGAAGGAUGGGACGGUUUCUGUGGUUGUAGAGACAACUUUUCGACCCCGGGCAGAUGAAAUUUCCGAGGAGGGAGCUGUGGAGGCUGGUGCUGCCCCAACCAAUCUGGUCGAGGCUUAUGGAGGGGCGGAAGCUGAAGCAUCAGCGAGCGGCGGGCAGGCAAAGAAACUUUCUGACGUAGACUGCUGGGUCCGGCUCAAGUCUGAAUGGCAGAUCCAUGGAAACGGGCAGGUGGUUGUAAAAUUUUGGGUGGACCCAAGCCCUGCUCUGCCGCCUCUACCGCGCGUCGGAAUGCGGUUCCGGGCAGCAAAAAAACUCUCCGACACGGUCUGGUCCGGGCGGGGCCCGCACGAAUGUUAUCCUGACCGGAAGCAGUCUGCACACGUGGCGCUUCACUAUUUGCCGGUGAAAUCCCUCCACGUGCCGUACAUUGCUCCUGGGGAGAAUGGGGCAAGAGUCGACACACGUUGGGUCACACUCUUUACAAGCACACAGGAGGGGGAACCACAGGGGUCAGUGGGGGAACUGCAGGAGGUUGCUGUAGGCGUUUCACUGCCAGAAGCACAGGGGGGAGCACAGGUGGAAGCACAGGGGGAGGAAAGAAGGGAGGCGGAUGGGGGGAAGGGGAGGGAGGUGUUCCAGACGUUUCCGCUGGUAGGGCUUGUUAUGGAACCAGUGGAGAUUGGAGGAGGGGAUGGAGGUGGGGGAGGGGGUGAGGAGAGAGGGGAGGGAGGGAAGGCGGUGGUGCACUUCAGUGCUAGUGGGUACUCGGCAGAGGAGCUGCAUCGAGCACAGCAUGAGGAGGAACUGGUGGAAGACGCAGAGUUCAACCAUGUGCAUCUGGAUCAUGCCAUCAUGGGUGUGGGCGGCGACGACAGCUGGACCCCAUCGGUGCACAAGGAGUUUCUGUUGCCGCCCCGCCCGUACGCAUUUGGGGUGGCGUUUCGGCCCAUUAUUGGCCAAGGGAAGUAA
Molecule: messenger RNA, 4704 nt
Organism: Closterium sp. Yama58-4
Lineage: Eukaryota; Viridiplantae; Streptophyta; Zygnematophyceae; Desmidiales; Closteriaceae
Source: the annotation of a GenBank genome assembly